Molecule: messenger RNA, 2025 nt
Organism: Priapulus caudatus
Lineage: Eukaryota; Metazoa; Priapulida; Priapulimorpha; Priapulimorphida; Priapulidae
Product: 3-hydroxybutyrate dehydrogenase type 2-like
Exons: 2
Coding region: 179-916 (245 amino acids)
Cellular component (GO): cytoplasm
Molecular function (GO): oxidoreductase activity, acting on the CH-OH group of donors, NAD or NADP as acceptor
Source: RefSeq, a predicted model, not a curated record
AAGUGUCAGUCUGUAAAGCGCAUGUCAUGGAGGCGUAGUUUAGUAGUUGGAUAAGCGGAUAUUCUGUCUUUUCUGAGACUAAAUUUAAGUUUCUUAGGACUAGUCUACGAACCGUUAUUCCGACAGCUAUUUGUGCAAGCACCUCUAGAUUUGUCUGAAGUAAAUUUUCCUGCCUGCCAUGCCGCGACUAGAAGGAAAACAAAUUGUGAUAACUGCAGCAGCUCAGGGUAUUGGUAGAGCAACCGCUAUCGCCUUUGCGAAGGAGGGUGCCUCUGUUCUUGCUACAGACAUCAAUGCAGAAAAACUGACCAAACUGUCUGGCGUAGCAGGCAUCAUUACCAAGGUGCUCGAUGUGACGGAUGAGAAGGCGGUGCGAAAAUUUGCGGAUGAAGUCGAUAAGAUUGACGUCCUGUUCAACUGCGCUGGCUACGUCCACCAGGGCACCAUCUUGGAGUGUCCGGACGAAGUCUGGGAUCUCAGCUUCAACCUGAACGUCAAGAGCACGUACCUGAUGUGCAAGUCCCUGCUGCCGAGGAUGCUCGCUCAGGGCUCUGGCAAUGUCAUCAACAUGAGUUCGGUCGCCUCUAGCGUGAAAGGUCUUCCACGCAGGCUUGCAUACGGCGCGUCAAAGGCUGCCGUCGUCGGACUCACCAAGUCAAUCGCUAUCGACUUCGUCGGGCAGGGCAUCCGAUGCAACUGCCUGUGUCCGGGUACCGUGGAGACGCCAUCAUUCCUAGAGCGAUUCCAAGAGCUAGGUGGCACGCCGGAAGCAAUGGCGGGCUUCGUCAGCCGACAGCCAAUCGGGCGGAUUGGAACCUCAGAGGAGGUGGCCGCUCUCUGCCUAUACUUGGCCUCGGAUGAGUCGGCUUACAUGACAGGACAAGCCUUGGUGCUGGACGGUGGUUGCUCGUUAUAAACGAUUGACAUCCAACGCAAUGGGUGUAGCUAUAAGUUGUAAUGUGUGAUGUGUGAACAUUACGCUACGUUUUGCCAGGGAUAUGUCUUAAUUUUCAUCUUGGAUCUGUGCAUUUCCUGAUGGGCUGUUUUGCGUCAGGAUAAAAUACUGAUACAUAGCGACAUACGCUGUGAUUUAAUAGACGUUCUAUAUACUUCCAUGGUAUUACUAAUUGAUAAUUAUUUUGUUGAAAAUUUCGUGUUUGUGUCAUCAAAUGUCAAUGCAUUAAAAUAUGAGAUAUCAUUAAUAUAUCAUUGUAAAGCCAUAGCCGGUGAUUAAAAGCGAAGACAACAAAAUCGGGUAUUUCCCACAAUUUAAUUUUAUUUCCCACAAUUAAUUUGUUUUACGACGAAACGACUGCAGUAGGCCUACUAGUGCGCAUGCUCUAUGCACGCCUUGCUCAUUGUUCCUUUAUCAAAUAUUGUAGACAGUCUUUACUUGGCUCAAGAAGAUGUACUUUACAAAUAUUAAAGUAAAACAAGGCGUCACUAACGAUUGGAAUUCUCUCCCGCACAGACAUUUUAUGAACAUGAUUUUUGAUAGGUAUAAUGAUCAUAAGAUAAGACGCCGACAGUCAGAUGCGCGCGUUGACGGCUAGAGAAUGUACGUGCUGGUGGAGACUUGUGGUACAAAAACACGUAUUAACCCCGAUGUACAUGUCCUUAUACGUUACCUGUAGUUACGGUAAUUGUAUAACUUGAUUUUAAAUGAUUUUUCAUUACUUAAUAUUAACAAAUAGGUAACAAACCAUCUAAAACUGGGUUAUAAUCAAUUUGCAAGGAGCGCGAUAGGAAAUUAAUGUGAAAGUCGCGUCUAACGUUACCAUUUUGUAAUCAUAUUUAACCUGACGUUAGUGAGUAUAAUUUACUUACGAGAUACUGGUAUAAUCUUGUUUUGUUACGAAUUAGUACGUUUUGUCAAAUUCUCUACCAACCUGCCAUGCACUGAGGGAGUCUGAGGUACCGGGUUACGAAGAAAUGGGUGAGAAAUUAAUUUCACUAGAAUGUGCCACGUUUCUUCAUAUUUUGCGUACGUGCGUGCGUGCAUACAUAGGCGUGUGCGUGUGCGUG